GAUCGUCACAAAUACACCCUCCAGGUGGACUGUCACGGCACCGAUAAACUCUGAUAAGGUCUCCUCACCCGAUGGAUAACAAAGCGUUUGCGUCAGUUGUGCAGGCUGGGCUUUUCUAACUCGUUCAUGAUCUGUUUUGGAGCUAUAAUGCCUGGGAUAAUGCGAGGAGACAUGAUCAACACACAUGACAAGCCUGAGAUCUGGGAUCGUCCCCCAUACAGAAAACACAAACCACAGAUACGCCUACACUACCCAUGAGGAUCCCUGGAAAUCCUACCAUGAAAACCCAAUGCCGAUCACAAGCAAACCCAGGAUGAAACUGAACAGUGAUGACGAGGCAGUACUGAGCUUCUUCUGUGAUCACUACAGCAAGGGUCCAAAAGACUUGAAAAUAACUGCAUCAAGCCGGACAGUUGGCGUCUAUGAACAGAAUAAAAGGGGCUGCAAUGGACUGGGAAACAACAUUCCUGAGCUAACACCCACAACCUAUGAAAUGAAAUUUUUAGCAGAAAACAUUUCAUCAAAUUUAAAUGGCCUGGACUCUGUACUAACUGUACACAAACCUGAUAGACCAUGUGGGACAGCAUUUCCUAUUAAACAGGAUAAUGAGGAUUUUCUGCCUCCUGCAACUGAAACCUAUGACAAAAACAUGUUGAGUUCUAUCUUCGAUUCCAUCUUGCUUCCACAGCCUCACAAAUGGACAUUAGACAGCACUUUCAAAGGCUCACAUGAGCAUGUGUCCUGUGAUGACCCUUUCACUGACCAGACAGAGCCAGCCUACUCCGACAGCUAUCCACGUUCUCUUCCAGCCAGAAGUGACUUUGAGUACUUGUUAGGCUGCCCAAGAGCGUCCUUGGCUAAAUCUGGGGAGAUUCCCAUGGCGUACCUCAAUAAGGGUCAGUUCUACCCCAUCUUCCUGAAAGCAACUGGAGGAAGUAAAGGUCUGGGACUUUCAUCCACUAAAGUCAAGACAGUGGUUAUGGCAGUGUUUGAAAAUGAGAAAAAUGCAGAAACCCAAUUGAAAUGUUGGAAUCACUGGCAUUCCCGACAACCUACUGCAAAGCAAAGAGUCAUUGACAUUGCUGAUUACAAAGAGGUCUAUAGCACAGUCAGCAACAUAGAAGAGGUCGCAUUCAAUGCCUUGUCAUUCACCUGGAACACCAACGACGAAGCCAAGGUAUACAUUGGAAUAAACUGCCUGAGCACAGACUUUUCUUCCCAAAAGGGAGUGAAGGGGCUCCCCUUGAAUCUGCAGAUUGACACUUAUGACUAUGGGACCGGAACAAACAGAUUAAUUCACAGAGCAGCCUGCCAGAUCAAAGUUUUCUGUGAUAAAGGAGCAGAGAGGAAGAUGCGAGAUGAGGAGAGAAAACAAGCAAGAAGGAAAGGAAAGGGAGCAGACUCCAGUAAUAACGGUUCAAGUGUAAAACAGAGUGCAACAUCCUCUCCAAGUCAUACGGAGUUUACCUGCUUCCAGUCGCUAGAUGACCUUGUUACACAGCCAGUCCUCUUCAUUCCUGAGAUCCAUUACUCAAAUAUGCAGAGAUGUGGCCUGGUGCCACCAGCUGUUCCAGAGGACAUUGACAGGCCACUCUUAAAAAGAAACUCUGCGUCCUACACAGACAACAGUAACUCUCCACCACUGAAACAGUCGAGGAUCGAAGAGCGGCAGCAAAGAGUUCUCUUGUAUGUUCGGACUGAAUCAGAAGAGGUAUUUGAUGCCUUGAUGCUGAACACGCCUGAUAUGAAAGGACUAAGAGAUGCUAUUUCAGAAAAGUAUGGACUUCCUGAAGAAACUAUUAGCAAAAUAUAUAAGAAGUGCAAAAGAGGAAUUUUUGUUAACAUGGAUGACAACAUCAUACAACAUUAUUGCAACCAUGCAGCCUUUCUUUUGGACAUCACAGAAAUGAUGGGCAGAUACCAGAUCACCCUCCGAGAGCUCUAACCCAUAUGUUGAAACCACGAGCAAAGAACAGCAAGGCACUGUGUUGGAUGAGGCUUUUUAUUUUCAAAUACUCUUGUGAGAUGUAAAUGCACCACUGUAAAUUUUGCCAAGGCAAUGCAAUUUUGAUUUUGGACCUAAACACUGCCAAGGUGUUGCCAAGAAUAUGGAAGCAUUUCUCAGCCUGAACUAAAGAACAGGGGAAACUGCAUUUUUUCAUUUUAAAAACAUUUUCAAGUGUUUUGUAUUGCGUUUCAAGUUUCAUUUAUUUUGAUAGCAUUUAUACUUCCUGUAAAUAUUUAUAAAUAUAUGUACUGUAUAUGUUUUUGUGUAUUUGUAUAGAUUGCUGCAUCUGGCCCUUUUAUUGAGGGGGGCACGUGCCACUUAAAUACAGUCCUACAUUUUCUAAGACUGUUUGUACAGAAAGA
Polypterus senegalus (gray bichir) is the source of this 2370-nucleotide messenger RNA. RefSeq names its product grainyhead-like transcription factor 3 (gene grhl3). The transcript has 17 exons. Gene Ontology annotation, cellular component: nucleus. Gene Ontology annotation, molecular function: DNA-binding transcription activator activity, RNA polymerase II-specific; RNA polymerase II cis-regulatory region sequence-specific DNA binding. Bases 185 to 1945 code for a protein of 586 amino acids. The record is from RefSeq and is a predicted model, not a curated record. Gene Ontology annotation, biological process: regulation of transcription by RNA polymerase II. Lineage: Eukaryota; Metazoa; Chordata; Cladistia; Polypteriformes; Polypteridae.